GAGUUACACUACCACAAGCACACAAAAAGUUUCGUAGGAAAGGCUCCUAGCCGUAUUCCACCCUUUUAGCCUCCGCACUCAACUCCACUCCAAGACCAGUCCAUCCCGUCAUUUUGACGGACUCAGUCUUAACGCCGAGCACAGAGUCCAGAAGCGCCGUCACCUCGACGGUACUACUGCAUCACAAAGACCCCUUCUAGCGAGCUCGGAACGAGCUCUGCGUGAAACGACGGCCGCUCUCCUCAUGGCCUUUACUCUCGCUCCUCGCCGCAGCUUUCGCUGGCCCGCGCAAGUCACGCCGGCUGUCGCGCUGCUUCUCGCGAUAUCCGCGUUAACGCCCGCCUCCGCGUCGUUCUGCGCAGACUAUCUGCAGGCGUUCAAGUGCCCCAAGCUGCCGUCCUUCGACACCGUCGACAUCUCCAAGUACACGGGCCGGUGGUACGAGGUGGCGCUGACGGCGCGCUUCCGGUUCCAGUCGGAGGUGGGGCUCACGUGCACCACGGCGGACUACACGGCCAACGGGGAGGUCAACGGGCAGAAGAGAAUCAAGGUUCUGAACCGCGGCAAGCGCAGCGUUGCUGGCCCGCGGCAGGCGCAGGUGCUGCUGGCGUCCGUCAACUCCAACCGCAUCGCCACCAACCUCGGGAUCGUCUGCCGCGUCGCCGUCAACGCCGCCAAGGCCAGCGCGCAGGCCCAGGCGCUCCUCUCCGCCAAUGCCUCCGCGAGCGCUGCUGCAACCGGCAUCGGCGGAACCUCAGAGCUGCUCGGUGCGGCCAAUCCGCUUGCGGCAUUUGUGACGUCGGUGUCGUCGGAUGCGGAGAUUAUUGACAAUGCAGUGAGGGACUUUCAAAUGGCGCUGAACACCAUGAACGGGCGGCCCCAGCCCAAGGACUUCAGCGGCGCCAAGAGCAAGAUGUUCAAGUCCAUCUCCAACAUCCAGGGAGCCGGGGGGCGCCUCAUUCAGGCGGCGUUCACUGGGAGGACCGCGGCGCAGGGGCUCAGUGGGGCGCUGAAUGGCUUGAGCGGGCAAAAUGCCAAGACUGCUGCGAACGGGCUGCAGUCAUUCCUACGCGGCACGAGGCUCUACUUCGCCGCCACCAGCAUUGUGCGACUGGCCACUGCUAUGGUGCCCACCGUGCUCUCCAUGGUGCCCUCCCCCUUCACCCGUGUUGGCCAGGGCGGCUUCCCCCGUGCCAAGGCCAUCCAGAGCAAGAGCAAUGCUGGCCAACUGUUUGUCAUAUUUUUUGGUCAAAAGUCCAAGGAGCCCAACUACAUCAUCACUGACUUGCAAGGAGACGCCUCUAGUGGCUACAGUCUUGCAACCGUUUAUACCUGCUAUCAGGGCAAGACCACAUUGUGGCUUCUAUCUCGCACACCCUCUGUCACACAGUCGGACAUAGAUUCUGCUUUGGAACGGGUCACGACUGCUGGACUACGGCUCACAGGUGCCAAUACUCUAUUGCCCACUGAUCAUACUACCAGCUGGUGCAGCAAGUACAGGAAACGAAUUGAUAAAACAAAUUGAUAGACUAGCUAUGCCGACGUUGUUAGGGGUUUGAUGGAUUGUGUGUACCUGGUAUGAGCAAUGUCUUCUUAUAACCAUGACAAACAUUCGGG
Molecule: messenger RNA, 1617 nt
Organism: Closterium sp. NIES-67
Lineage: Eukaryota; Viridiplantae; Streptophyta; Zygnematophyceae; Desmidiales; Closteriaceae
Source: the annotation of a GenBank genome assembly